Molecule: messenger RNA, 558 nt
Organism: Colletotrichum graminicola M1.001
Lineage: Eukaryota; Fungi; Ascomycota; Sordariomycetes; Glomerellales; Glomerellaceae
Exons: 3
Coding region: 1-558 (185 amino acids)
Source: RefSeq, a predicted model, not a curated record
AUGACGGCUCCCGACUCUAAAACCAUUCGCGACCUCAAUGGAACCUGGACUGUGAACAGAUCCUUAUCAGACGACCUGUCAGAGACUCUAGGAGCGCAAGGUCUUAGCUGGAUCACCCGAAAAGUCCUGACGUCUGGGGGCAUAAGCCUGACCAUCACGCAGAACAGCCUGGCAUCUCCAGAACCUGGUGCCUCAGUGAUCUACCAGUUGUGCCAAGAGCAGAUAGUGACCCCGGGAAAUUUCAAGAGCGAGGACAUCUACCUGCUGGACGGUGUUGAACGCGACCAGAAAACGCAGGCAUUUGGAGCCCUCGUGACCAUGGUCAAGUUCGUCCCUAUCGAAGAGGGCCGGGACAAGGAAUUGGCAAAGAGGCUCCGCGAUGGCGGUGUUGAAGAGGUUAUUGAAGAGUUUAGCACCAGCAAGAGGGGUGGUUGGUCGACUUUGACAACUUGGGCCGUAGAAAAUAUCGGCGGAGAAAGACGCUUCACUCAGUCUAGCAUCACCGAGAAGAGCGGGAAGAGCGUCAAAGCGCGCCUGGUAUAUGACUAUUGUGGAUGA